UUUCAAAUAAUAAUGGGAGAUAAUGAUAAUUCAGUUAAUCAUUCGACUGCCGAUAGUGAACAACACCCUCAACAUUUAGAAAAUCAAGUUUCGGUACCUGAUGAUAUUCCUCUUCCAGUUCCUCCACUUGCUGAGAUAACUGAAGAAAACCAAGCUUGGAUGAAAGCUCAAGAAGCACUGCGUUCUAUUGGGUCGAAAAAUACCUAUAGUGCGCAACAAGACGCUUAUGCUUCUGCUUUUCCACGAAAUUAUGGCUGGCCACCCCAAAUGGGAGGAUCAAUGUACUCUACAGGUGUCUACCCGUCUCCUUUCGCAGGUGCUACUGGUUUCAAUCCUUACUACCAAUACCAACAAAACAGCCGAUUUCCGGUACAAUCGAGUGCAUCUUAUAGGCCUAUGACUUCUUCAACCUCGAAUAUUGAUCCAUCAAAUUUGGUACCAGUCCCAGUGAAUGCUCAGCCGCUUCCGCCGCACAUCGCUUCAGGUUUGCAGCAAAGUCCUCGCCCAUUUAAACCUAUCAGAUUUAUGCUUAAUCCUGGUGGUAUUACUGUCUCCCCAUCAAGACCACCAACACCUCAACAAUUUCAAACGCAAAAAUUUCUUGGAUCAACUGGUGUAAAUGCAUAUCCGAAUGAUUUGAAAAAUUAUAUUGAACGUGCUUACCAGGCUAUUGAAGGCAAAGAAGACCGCGAGAAGUUAGAAGGGUAUUUAAAGUUACGCGUUGAGCCUUUGUUAAAAUCUGGCGCUGUUUAUGCCGUGAAUUGGGCUGCCGAACCCUUACCCCACGAAUUGGGCUUUAAAUUAAAAACUAGUUGGACCCCAAGUUGUACUCUAAAGAAUCAACAGCAAAAACCAGUGCAAUCUACCGGGAGCAAAGCCUCAGAAGGAUCUUGGAGGAAAGAGACUCCGCAGAUUACCAGAAGUCCUGCUUUGAAUGGACAAACUGUGCAAGUGACUAUGAAUACCAAUGUUGGUUUAUAUGCGCCACCCGGUUCCGGUACUUCCUUCUUAUCAUCGUCAGUUGCUUCUUUUCAUUCUGUCCCUGUUCAUGAUCACUUACCUUCCCUCUCAAAACGUAGCAGAAGUCGUUCUCCUCUUCGCGAUUUUGAUCAACGAAGUAUUCAAAGUGUCCAAACUGUCUCUUCUUCAUCAACUACUACAGUUGAAAUGAAGCCAUUGACUGUAAAGCAAGGACCUCGAGCCGCAGCUUUUGGUGCUCAAAUGGAUUACAAAUGGGAGAACUCUCAACAGCAAAAAUAUCAGCAAUUGGAUGAUCCAAAAAAUACAAUGAGCAAAAAAGAAAGGAAGAAGUUGAAAAAACUUCAAAAAUUUCAAGAAAAACAUCAGCGUUUGGAAAUGGAGGCCUCAAAAAAUCAGCCAACAUCUACCUCCAACAACGCUUUUACUUCAUUUACUCCAAUUGAAGUUUCUCCACAAAAGUGGCAGAUUGAUAUGCCAAGUGAACGUAAAAUGGAACGAGCAAGACGUUUUGCUGCUAGCGAUAACCGUUAUUCACCAAUCCCUCAAAAUUUAUUUGUUACUUCAAAUGAAAUUUCACAGAGUUUCGUUGGAUUAAAUAUUGUUGGGACAUGUACUGAUAUUGAAAAAUCUUUCUUUCGUUUAACAACUGCACCUGAUCCAAGCCAAGUUAGGCCUCCAAAUAUUCUUUUACAUUCAUUGGAAAAUGCAAAGAAAAAAUACAAAGAAACACGUGAUUAUCGAUAUGCCUCAGAUCAAUUAAAAAGUAUUCGACAAGAUUUAAUGAUUCAAAAUAUUCGAGAUGCAUUUACAGUUAAAGUAUAUGAAACUAAUGCGCGUGUGGCUUUAGAAAAUAAAGACAGAGAAGAAUUUAAUCAAUGCCAAAACCAACUAAAACAAUUAUACAAAUUAGUGCCAAAUUGCCCAAAUUGUUGGGAAUUUACUAGUUAUCGCCUUCUAUACUACAUUUAUAUGAAAGAAACUUUGGAUGUUGCCUAUUUGUUGGAUGAACUUGUCCCAGCAGCAAUUUCUGAUGAAUGUAUGGGAUUUUCACUAAUGAUUUGGGAUGCCUGGUCUAUGGGUAAUUAUAUAAAAUUGUUACGUUUAUAUGCAAAAGCUCCAAAAAUGUCAGGUUAUGUAAUGGAUAUGUUUAUUGAUAGAGAAAGAACUGAAUUUUUGAUCUCAAUAAUUAAAGCGUUUCGCCCUGGUAUCAAACUUUCAUUAUUAAUUAAUUGGUUACAAUUGGAAAAUGAAAAGGCCCUUAUUGAAUUUUUGAAACAAAGAGGUAUUGAAAUUGAUGGGAGUGAAGAUGUACUUGAUUGCAGGAAAUAUGCAAAUAUAAAUAUUAAGUUCUAA
Meloidogyne enterolobii is the source of this 2334-nucleotide messenger RNA. Lineage: Eukaryota; Metazoa; Nematoda; Chromadorea; Rhabditida; Meloidogynidae. The record is from the annotation of a GenBank genome assembly.